GGCUAACAAUAUUGAAUGGGAAUUAUUGAGUGGUCUUUUCAUGUUAUCAUUGCUUAUUUUCCUUCAUUUCCGAAGGAAUGAACGAAUUUUAAGGCUUGAAUUUAUGUCGAAACUUAAGGAGUUAGAAGAGACAUCGAAUGCAGAACAAAUUGAAUUAGCUAAUCAACAAAUGCUUCAAAAUGCUCUACCAUCACAUAUUGCACAAAAUUUCCCGACAAAAUCUGACCUUUAUCAUCAUAUUUGUCAUAGUGUUGGAAUAGCUCAUAUCACGAUUUUAAGCGACGAUGAUGAUGGUGAAGCUGCCAUCGUUAUGCAGCAUCGUGGAAUUGAGAAAAUUCGAGGAUGUCAGAAGAAUUAUAUUGUUGCAGUGGGUGUCAUUCCAGAAUUUUGUAAGAAUGUUCACGAUACGCCAUCAACAAUUGGUGAUUUACUUGCUGAACUCACGCAAUUCGCAUUAGAUAUUUCGGCAUUUGCUGCUGAUCAUGGUAUUUCCCUAAAUAUUGGUAUCGAUUGCGGAUCAGUUCUAUCAACAGUUGUAAAUAGUCAAAAGCCUACAUAUGAACUGAUUGGUAUGCCAUGUUUGGGUGCUCGUACUUUAAUGCAACAUGCUAAUUGUUACGGUAUUAUGGUAUCCGAGGAGAUCUAUUUAGCUUUGAGGCCAAGGAAUUUCAAUUUUGAUUCACGACCAAUUAAAAUUUCAAAAAACCUUAAUGCAUAUGUAUUCGAGGAUAAUUAUCCGGAUACCAGUUAUCAGGCUGAUGAAACGGACAUCAAUUCAUCAUCUAUACCACCGGAACAAAAUUCAACAUCACAGAAUCCAUUAGAGUUAUUUGCUUCAAUGAAUUCAUCAUUUUCGUCUGAAGUAUAUUCAAUAGAUGUUGGUGUUGAAACAGAUUCAGAAAUGGAAUGGAUUACACCGGAAAUGUUAUUGUAUGAAAAGAAUGCACAAUUUAAUGCACAACCAUCAACUUCAUCUGUGCAACCUUCAAUACACACCAAUCAGAAUUAUUUCGAUUCUCAAGCAUAUAUUUCAUCUGAUUCACAACGUAAGCAGUCAAUGACACCAGAACGAAGUCGUCGUCGACGAUUUUAUAUGGGACGAACACCAAGUUGGUUAAAUCAAUCAAUAAUAUCGGAUGCAAGUCGAGUAGUAUGUGACGGAAAUGACAAGCUUGCUGCUGCAGCGACUCGUGUUGAUCGAAUGUUAGCUGAGCUAACAGCAAUCGCUGAUUUUGAUUCGACACCUGAAGGUCAUCCAUUUCCAACUGCGCUUUCCGCCUCAACUAAAAGCUUGAGGAGAGAUAUAUCAAGCGCUUGUCAUACUGAAUAUGAUAAUGCUGAAUCAGAAGGCAAUUGGUCCGAUUCUGAAAUGCUCGAUAGUCGAUUAGAGCGGCUUCAUAAAACUUUGAAAGAUUGUAGCCGUAUAAGCAUUCCACAACGAAGAAGAUAUAGAUUAUGGAGUCAGAGUGAUAAUGGUAAUGAUGCUGAUAUCGAUAGCAUCUGCUCAUCUAUUGGUACAUCAUCUUUUUUCAGUAAUCUUCGAUGGAAUAGUGUUCAUUCAAUUGGUUACGAAAAUGAAUACGAAUUCGCUUCUAAGGAAGACCUCAAAGAGAUUGCACGUAGUCAAAUGGAAGCAUUGAGUCGUGAUAUACGUAUGAGUUUUGGUGAUUAUCAACUUACCACAUUUCCAAAUAAUAAUCUCUGA
Messenger RNA from Acanthocheilonema viteae, 1705 nucleotides. The record is from the annotation of a GenBank genome assembly. Lineage: Eukaryota; Metazoa; Nematoda; Chromadorea; Rhabditida; Onchocercidae.